UUUUUUUCCUUGUUUUUGCUUUUUUUUUUAAUUCCUUUUUAAAAAAAAACGCUUGAUUUCAGACUUCCCUCCUGUAAAGUCGUCACAUUAUUAAAUAAUUAAACCAAUUAGUAACACGAUAAAAAUAUAGAAGCAGCAUGGCACUGAAAAGAAUAACGAAGGAAUUACAAGACUUGAAUAAAGACCCCCCCACGAAUUGCUCCGCGGGGCCAAUUGGAGAUGACCUCUUUUUUUGGCAAGCGACGAUAAUGGGACCAGGUGACAGUCCCUACGAAAACGGUGUGUACUUCCUGAAUAUAAAAUUCCCCCCCGAUUAUCCGUUCAAGCCCCCCAAGAUUAUCUUCACCACGAAAAUAUAUCACCCCAAUAUAAACACGUCGGGCGCCAUUUGCCUUGACAUCCUGAAGGACCAAUGGAGUCCCGCGCUAACCAUCUCGAAGGUCCUCCUGUCCAUAUCGUCGUUAUUAACGGACCCCAACGCAGACGACCCGCUCGUGCCCGAAAUCGCCCACGUGUACAAAACGGACAGAACAAAAUAUCAUCAAACUGCAAAAGCCUGGACGCAAAAAUAUGCCCAAUGAAAAUUAUCUAAAUAAUUAAAAAAUAAAUUUUAAUUAAA
Molecule: messenger RNA, 619 nt
Organism: Plasmodium cynomolgi strain B
Lineage: Eukaryota; Apicomplexa; Aconoidasida; Haemosporida; Plasmodiidae
Product: ubiquitin-conjugating enzyme E2 4
Exons: 5
Coding region: 138-581 (147 amino acids)
Biological process (GO): protein polyubiquitination
Cellular component (GO): nucleus
Molecular function (GO): ubiquitin conjugating enzyme activity
Source: RefSeq, a predicted model, not a curated record